AAUGGAAGUGCCAAGCAGCCGCGGGAGCCAAUGCCCAGCCCCGUGUCACCGUCACCGGAGCAGCGACUCACAGCCUCAUCGCACAGGGACCUGUCACAUCGGAGGUGUCACACCAGGUGAAGGAUGGCCCUCUGGGUGUUCUUCUUCGUGAUCCUCACCCUCAGCAGUGGCUCCCACUGCUCACGGCCACCCUCACCGCCCCUCAGGAUGCGGCGCUACGCAGAUGCCAUCUUCACCAAUAGCUACCGGAAGGUGCUGAGCCAGCUGUCUGCUCGCAAGCUGCUUCAGGACAUCAUGAACAGGCAGCAGGGGGAGAAGAGCCAAGAGCAAGGAGCAAGGGUACGGCUUGGCCAUCAGGUGGAUGACAUAGGGACAGACCAAAAGCAGAUGGCACUGGAGAGCAUCCUGGCAUCCCUGUUGCAGAAGCACAGCAAAAAUUCCCAAGGAUGAAGCCUUCACUAGAGGCUUGGGCCACCUGUACCCAAAACAACUGGAUCCAGUUAACCUACUUCAGUUCUGACCUAUUUUUCCCUCUGUAAAUACAAUAAAAUUCCCCCAUGCUGCAGGCCUGUA
This is a messenger RNA of Jaculus jaculus (lesser Egyptian jerboa), 573 nucleotides long. It is a transcript of the gene Ghrh, whose product is annotated as growth hormone releasing hormone. The record is from RefSeq and is a predicted model, not a curated record. Gene Ontology annotation, molecular function: peptide hormone receptor binding; growth hormone-releasing hormone activity; growth hormone-releasing hormone receptor binding. Bases 124 to 450 code for a protein of 108 amino acids. Lineage: Eukaryota; Metazoa; Chordata; Mammalia; Rodentia; Dipodidae. Gene Ontology annotation, biological process: positive regulation of cell population proliferation; adenylate cyclase-activating G protein-coupled receptor signaling pathway; positive regulation of growth hormone secretion. Gene Ontology annotation, cellular component: extracellular region; perikaryon; terminal bouton. The transcript has 5 exons.